UUCUCUCUCCAGAAAAAAAUACUCUGUUUUUUAUUUCUUUUAUUUCAAAGUGGAUAACUUCACUGCAGCACAGCCCCUAUCUUUCCUGGCAUCAGGCUGCAAAUCUCCCAGGUUCCACUAAAGAGUUCAAUUGCACUUAGAAAGGCCAUCAGAAAUGUCUGCUCCAAAUUAAACUUCUAGGUUAAAAAGACAGCAAUGCUGAAAAUACUCAGGAAACAAAGUAGCAUAGAGUUAUUUUUCUUUUUCCUUAACUGUGGCUUCUCCUCCACUGAACUUGACAGUGCUCUCAGUCUUCUGUUUCACUUCUUGUAUUUUUGUCCUCUCUUCUCUCCUUUCAUCCAGGAUUUUGUGGAGACAACAUAAUACAUUUUCCAUGCUUUGAGGUGCUUGCUGUAGGUAAUUCAGGUUUCAGAAGAUCACUGCUGUCAAGAACACCAUGAAUUUUGUACCAGAUUUGAGGUCCUUUUAUUUAUACAACCAAAAGCUUUGCCGGCACACUGUGGAGACAGUGAAUGUCUACCUUUUCUGGGAGGUGGCUCUUGAGUUAUGGGAAGUGGUCCAUAUUUUCCAGGGUCUCACCAUGCACAUUUACUGUCAGAAAGUGGUGUACAGCAGGAAAAGGUUGUUAAAGGACUAUUGUUUUAUGGAUUGAGCAUAAGAUGCAUUAUCUUAUAUACUUCAGUGAAUGUGUCAAUGAUGAUGCGAGGUUGGAGUGACCUUAGGUUCUGGAGCAGAGGCAAUGUAGGUGGAACAGUUCCAUAUCAGUUCUUGUAAAUGAGCUCCUCUCUAGUCGGAAGCUUAUUGGAGGUGCGAAGAGGUGUAGCACUAGGGCAAGAAAGAUUGAAAAAUGUGUUGGAACAAUGACACUACCUUUCUUCAUACUUGCCUGCACUGAUACUGAACCUGCUGUGAACCUGUUUGUUAGGAUCACAUGCAGAAUCAUGAAGCAAAUGUAUAAUGGAACUGAAUUUCUGCCAGUGCCAAAUUUGAGGAUGCGCCACAGACCUUCAUUUGAUGCAGUAAAAGGCUUCAGUGAAGUAGAAAAAGGCUUUUGUUUUUUUUUUGUGGUUGGUGGUUUGCCCCUGCAUUUCUCCUGGAGUUAUCAUCACAGUGAUGAUCAUGUCCAAAGUGUCUCCAAGCAGGUGGAGUCCAUUCUAUGAUCCAGCGAGCACCAUCAUCACCAUUUAUCAUUCACUCUCUCUUGGUCUGCAUCCUAUCACUGAUACUCUGUUGCCUCCGUUCCUUUCCCUCCUUUGCAACUUAAAACAUGUCUGUUUCUUAACUUCUUCUAGUUAUGAUGAAAGAUCAUACUAAAAAAAGGAUAUACUUGCCUUGGAGGAAGUGCAGCAAAAAUCCCCCAUCUAAUUUCUGGGAUGGCAGGUAUGUCAUACAAGGGGCGAUAGAGUGAACUAGGUUCGUUAUACUUCAGAAUUUAGAAGAAUAGGAGAGGACCAAAUGAAACACUGAAAAUUCUUCGACUGCAGAUGUAGGAGGUGUUUCCACAACUGACGAAUAUAGAACCAAGGUUCACAUUUUCAAAAUAAGGGGUAGGAUUCUCUUCGCUGAAGGCUUUAGAGACUGAACAAGUGAUUUAAUUCAAAACUGAGACUGAAAGACUUUUGGAUAUCAGAGGAAUAUACGGGAUAGGGCAAGAAAGUGGAAGACAUGCCAUGAUCUUGUUAAAUGGCGGAGUAAAUUGGAGGCCGAAUGGCUUUCUCCUGCUUCUAUUUCUUUCGGUCUCCAGAAUUCUGCCUCGCCUACUAAAUAUUUAGGGGAGAAGUCGGUUUAGAAGAAAACCAGGCCGACUCCAACCUCCUUCCUCUUCAGUCCAAGUCGACUCUUCCUUUCAAUCCGCGGACCUCCCCUGCAAUGCACGCUGGGUUCUGUAGUCCUCUCGUCGCGACGGCCACGCAGGGGUGUGAGAGGCCAGACUACAUCAUCCAGAAUCCACCGCGUCAAAACAAAUGAAGGCAGUGACGCAGGGUCUUCUGCUGAGACCAUCGUCUGGAAGUUUGUCCCGGAGCGCGCGGUGGGGGUGGACGUUCCAGGGGAUGAGGGGUGGCGCCCGCUUAAUGCAACCAUGAGUUUCUGUGCAAAACGUGAGGUUGCAACUUGAAAUGGAGAGAGUCGGUGGUGCUGGUAAAGGCAAAGGCUGCGAGGCCGUGGAGCGCAGUAACACCUCCAGUCCCGGGGAAGUUCAGCUGGAUGGAUUCUUGGGAAACCAAGGUCUUUACCGAAAGAGAAUUGCUAAGGAUGGCUCUUGCCUUUUUAGAGCGGUUGCUGAACAGGUCUUCCAUACGCAAUCUAAACACCUUGAAGUGAGAGGAGCUUGUGUCUCUUACCUGAGGAGGAACCGAGAACAGUUUGAAGCCUUCAUUGAAGGAUCAUUUGAUGAAUAUUUAAAGCAACUUGAAAAGCCACAGGAAUGGGUUGGACAAGUAGAAAUCAGUGCUCUUUCACUCAUGUACAAGCGGGAUUUUAUAAUUUACCAGGAACCAAAUAGACCUCCUGCCCAUGUUACUGAAAAUGGAUUUCCUGACACGAUCUCAUUAUGCUUUUCAAAUGGAAACCAUUAUGACAGUGUCUAUCCUAAGAAAUUUGUAGAAGCAGCAGCCCUUUGCCAAUCCAUUUUGUAUGAAAUGUUAUAUCAGAAUGUACUUAAAGUUGAUGUUGAAGCAGUAGUAUCAGCACUGGAUGCAAACAGCAAAGUAAAUGAGGAUCACUUCAAUUCCAGCGAAGGUUCUGAUUCUGGCACAGAAAUGGAAACGUCUAGGGGCAAAGCUGCUGAUGAAAAUGAUGUGAAUGGAUUCCAGUCCCAGUCAUGUAAUAAAGUCCGAAAGAAACAACAAAAGAGAAGUGAAAACACAGCUCAGAUCUCCUUUCCUAGAGAGAUCCUCCGAGCACUCAACCCAAAUAUUUACAGAAAUAUUGAGUAUGAAGUUUGGCAGAAAUCAAAACAAGCACAGCAGAAAAGGGACUACUCUAUUGCUGCUGGGAUGCAGUACGUUGUAGGGGAUAAAUGCAAGGUCUGUUUGGAUGAUGGUAAGUGCUACAAUGCACACAUUCAGGCAGUCAGCCCUGACAAUGGACCAGUUGACGUCUACAUAGAAGAACUAGGAGAAAAACAUAGUGCCCUUCUUCAGAACCUUAGGCCACUUACACAAGGUUCUCAAAAGGGAACCUGGAGCAGAGUUCAAGGAAAAAGAGCUAAGAAGGCAGUGAAUGCCAAUUCUGAAGUUGACUUCAGGGGAGUGAAGAAUUCGAGCAGUUUUAUAAGUAAGCCAAACCGCUUACAGUCAAACUUACCACCACGUCUGCACCAAGCAAUGGCAGCCAGACAGCACAGCUCUACACUGCAGACUGCAGGUCAACAACCCAAAGUGUCAUCACCUGAGUACGUAGGGCGACCUGAGGACUUCCCGCAACUCUCAAAAAAGACUAUGCGAAACCUAGAAUCUGAUCAGACAAAUGCAGAAUGUACAGACGUAAAUCCUUCAGUAAAGUCUGAAUCGGGGAAGAAUGAGGUUCAAGUACCAACCAAUAUUCACCUGCGAGUUGAGAAAUCUCUGGCUACUUUUGAUAAACCUCUGGAGAAGGCCCCUCACACCAGAACCGAACCGAUAGAUCCAGACCUUCAAUUGGAUCUGCAGACACCACAUCCUUCUCCUUCCUCGGCAUCAUCAGUGACUCCACCUGUGGUUCCAGUACAUUUGCCGAGUCAAUCAGCCGGUAAGAAUUCAUCACAGACAAUCAUUCCCUCUGUAACUUCAUCUGCAGUGACUCCCAAUCCAGCUGUAUCACAGGCUCCAAUGACCUCCGUCCUGAUGAACCCACUUUGUGCUCCUUUCCCUGGAGCUAAUCUGCCACGGAUGCCGACAGCUCAGAUUCCCAGCACUUAUGAUCUAUUAUACCCUGGAUUUGCUAUGAAUGAAAGGGGCGAGUACCUCACUAGUGCACCUGUGUAUUCAUAUAACAAAAGUGGAGCAGACCUUCCAGAUGAUAAAAGCAUUCUACGUUUUUUCUACAACCUUGGUGUUAAGGCUUACAGUUUUCCAUGGUGGCCACCAUAUUCGUAUCUUUAUCCACUGAACCAGGCUUAUUUGAAAAAUUGUGGAAUGUAUCCUGGUUGUCCUGCUCCGAUAUUUCACGCAAAUCCUCCGUUCCAGGCAGUGGCUGGGCAUGUGCAGAAUGAGAAUGUUGGAGCCCCAUUACACACGUCAAAUCCUCAGGAAAUCAAUGCUGCUGGUCGGUCAAAUGUCAGUGAUGAUAGUGGCCAUUCAUUAUCACCACAGGCAGCUACCAGGCAUCUGCCUCAUGAAAACAAAUCUGUUCCAGUCUCACCAAACCCUGUGCAGCCCCCUCAAAAUUUUAAUCCUCAUUUCCCGUAUCACUUUCCUAACUUGAUAUCGGAUGGAACACCGCUCUCUGGAUGGGUAGCACCUCCACCCCAGGGUUUAAUUCCCCAGAAUGCACACAUGCACACUUUCAAUUUUCAUCCUAUGUACAUGACUGUACGAGGACAUGUAUAUCCACAGCAAGUAAAUGGUGGGACCUCAGUAUGUCCAGUUGACCAGAAGGUUGGUGCACCAGAUCAAUGUGUGCAGAUAGCUGACAACACUGAAAGUCCCAAAUUAGAGGAAUCGGAGAGGCACCCACUGGAAUUCAGCCAUGCUGGAGAAGAUAGGCUCUCUCGGGUUCAAUCUGCUUUUGUUAAGGAUCCUCAGCUUUUUUCAGAACCUGUUGGUGGCAUCAGAGACUUGUGUCCCUCUGAUGUUGAGCAGCAGUCAUCUCCUAGUCCCCAUGAAGAGUGUGUGAAGCAACACUCAAUCAUUAAAAGAGAAAUGGAGCCAGAUAAAGCAAGCUUAAUUUCUAAUACAAGGCUUUCCAGUGUAGAUCCGAAGAAUAUCGAGCCACAAAAUCUUGCAGGAGAUCAUGCAAGUCAUUCAGGAAUAGAUAGUCUGCACUUAGAGGUAAAAUCCAAAAGUGAUUUCACUUCUCAAAGCAGUGGUGAAUCAAAAGUUAAUAGUGUAGAGCAGUCUGUAGCAGUCACCUCUAAGAAUCAGAACUCCAAGAACAAUUAUAAAAUGUCUGGCACCUUGUGCAAUAAACCUGUGCAUUUUUACAAACGGACUUCAAGAGAGAUGAGUGACUACACAAAAGAUGAUAGUCCUUCAGAAAGGAAUGUACUUCGACGUACUCCAUACAUCCAUAAGAAGGGAGAAAGAGAAAUGAGUAGGAAGGAUAAACAAGGCAAGCCAUGGUCAUCAGGAAGUACAGGUUCCUUGCAUGAUAGCAAUAUUGACAGGACCAGUGAAGCAGUCACAAAGGGAGAUAGCAAGCCACCUACUAGAGACAGAAUUGUACAGAGAUCUGAAAUGCAUAUAGGUCUUGGUGGGCAUGAAAACUUGCAGAUAAAAGUGGAAAACCAAAGAUACUAUAUGAGUGAGAAUAGACAUAGUGAAGAAACUUUUGUCAACCGGAGAGAUGGCGAUGCAAAACAGUUUCAAAAUCGAAUGGUUGUGGAAGAUACCAGUGGUGUACCGUAUGAAGGGAAGCGCAAUAGUUUUAGAAAAAACAGAUAUAAAGAUAGUGGGAAGUCUAAUACUCAUAUAAGAAAAUGAUAAUGUUUUUUAUAAUUAUUAAUUUAACACUGGUGUAACUAGAAAGAUUUUUGAAAGGAUUUAUAGAAUUUUCUUUUUGAAACAAUUAGCAUCAUGUUCAGCACAGACAUCGUGGGCCAAAGGUCCUAUUCCUGUGCUGUACUUUCCUAUGUUCUAAAUGGUCUUUGUCUACAGGGGGAGACCAUUUUCCCUGUUGUGCUGUGUGACUUAUGAAAACAUUUUCCAUUUUAGUCCCACAUCCCAGCCUUUACCCUGCAAAUUGGUCUUGUGUCCAACUGCUAUUUGAAAAUUAUGCAAAAUGUGUUUUCAUCACUCUUUCCUUGUCUUAACCUUAAAAAAGGUACCCUCGUUCCUUUGUCACUUAAUUUAAAUCUGUGUCCUCUCAUUACUGAUCCAUUUCCUGCAGAAACUGCUUCUACCGCCACUAAAAUGCUCUGUAAUUUUGAACACUGUACCUCUGUUAGAUUUCCUUUAUUGAAAGCAAGUGACCAAUGGUUUUCCACAAGGCUCUGUACUGAAGACUCAACUAUUACUAUAUAAAUUCCAAGGUUGGUGAUAAGUUUAUAAUAAGGAGAAUGCAUAUUACAGUUACAAAACAUAAAAUUACAAAGAUCAGGUGGCAGAUGGAUUUCAACCCAAGGGAGAGGUAAUCUGUAUUGUCUGAGAAAUGGAUAGUCUAAGGACUUCAAAAUGAUUUGGGCUUCUAGUAAAAUAUAACAGCAGUCACAAAAAAACAUCAAAUUUUAGAUUUUAUUUACAGCGUGGUAACAGACCCUUCUGGCCCAACGAGUCUGCGCUGCCCAUUUUAAACCCAAAUUAACCUACCCGUACAUCUUUGGAAUGUGGGAUAUAGAUUUAUAGAAUGUCUGACUUUCCCAACAAUAGGGCUGGAAGUGGUUUUGUCGCGGUUGUACAGUAUAUUCCUGGCCAUAUCACAUUUCAGUUAUUCUGUAGAGUUCUGGGUGUAAAGUCUUGGUGUGUAGCACAGGUUCACCAGUAAAUUGAGGUGUUCUAAAUUAAGAGAUUACAUUAACUAUUGUAUUUUGAAAUGUACACGUUAGCAGGUGAUUUGAUGAUUUAAGGUUCUAAAAAAAAAUAUUGAUAGGUUGGACAGAGAAACUUUUUUUGCUGAUUGGUAAAGGGGUUGAAAGUCAGGUAGCAGGACAUUCAGAUAUGCAUUAGAGGGGGAGAUGAGUGUGGAAAUGUGUAGCUAUCUCCCACAAAAAGCAGUAGAUGCUAACGCAAUUGGUAAUUAAUGCUGAGCUGAGAUUUUUUUUCCUUGAGAAAGGAUAUUGUGUGAAGCUCUACUACUCUUGUUCCUUAUGUUUCCUAACCUUCUCUAAGAAUAUUUCCAGCUCCUCCGUUGCCACUUUAUAGCUGCAAGCACUCAACAUGGAUAUCAUUCCUCUUAAAUAACCUCUUCCAUUGUGCUGAAAUCUUUCUUAAUUUGGUGCCUAGCACUGCUGAUGAGGUCUAACUCAGUGAUACACAAGUGUUUAGCAUGCUUUCCUUGUUUCCAUGUCAGUCCUUGUUACAAGUGUCUAGAGGAGUAAAUGGAUGAAGUAGAAUCAGAAUUAGUUGACUUGGGAAUAUUUCAUUACACGUUUAAAGAAAAUCAGAAGACUUAGUGGGAAAAGGUUAGUCAUGCCUACAGCUGAUGAUUCUUUUUCCACAUUCUCAUGAUAAUGAUUUUAUCUUGCUUUGAGAUUUAUUUCGUCAUCUGCAAGCUGCCAAAAGUAUGAAUGGACUCUUGAUUUUGUUAGUAUAGAAAUAUUUCCUUUUAAUAUUAGAACUUUACCCUAGUAAUAUAGAGGCACAAGGGUGGGAGGAAUUCCAUAUUCAAGAUAACAAAUUGAACAGGUGUCAAACUAAUUGAGCUAUCAAAGAUUUAAAACAACAGUUUGUCAAAUGGCCUCUUUCUGUGCUACGAUUGCAAUUUUAAUAGAAUUUUGUCAGUAUCUGUCCACUAUAACUGCAACCAUGAUUGCUUUAGUACUGUCUUGCCAUUUAGCUUUUUUCCAUUCACUCCUACAUCCCUGUCCACAACCUCCAUGAAAAUGUGAAUCUGGAAAUACUGGGGUGGCCUUUUUCCUUCUCAGUGGAGAUUUAAAGGAAAUCUACAACACUAUUGUUACUCAGCUAUCACUGCUGUGAUGCAGCAAUUGAUUUGAUUUCAAAACUGGGCUAAUUCCACAAAUAGGAACUAAGUACGGUACAUUUUUAUGAGGAAUAAAUUGCUAGUUCUGCAGGAGGCUGAGAGAAGACACCUUGAACACUUUUUCUACAUUAAAUAAUUUAAGAGUCCAAUUUAAAAAGAUGGUGUAUUGUUUAAGAAAUUUAUACUGAGUAGUAAAUGUAUUGAAUUGUACUUGCAUGCAAAGUACCACAACUAUAAACAAAAUAUUCAUUUAGUCAAGGGGUUGGUUAUAAUGUUAGAAGAUGACAAUUUAAUUCUUAAGUUCUGCACUGUACAUAUUCAGGUGUAGGUGUAAUCUCCUGUUCAGACAGAUGAUAACCAUUGAACUGCUAAAGCAAACAAUGAUAAGGUAGUAAAUAUGUGGUGUUUGGCUUAUCAAAAUCUGGCAGUUAUUUUUGCUUAAUCCUUAUGAAAAUUCUGUUUUGUCUGGCAAAAUAGACAACUUUGCAGGUUUUGGGGCAUUUAGCAAAUUAUAGAAUCCUCUUUUCAUUGAUCAGUCCUCUAUAUAACUAUAGAAAUAACUAAUAUUCAGUACAAGUUGCUUAGCCGUUGCCUCCUUGAGAUUAACUUUCUACUUUGUAUGGCUCAGUUGAUUUUCUUUUUUGAAGCUAAGGUCUUAUGAACUAUAACCUUAAGCUCCUUCCCCUCUUGAAAGCAACACCUUGCUGCACCUCUUUUAAAAAAAAAUUUUUUUUUCCUUUCUCACAAUUAGAGGAUUUUUGUGCCAGGAUUUUACAUUUUACUGUUUAAGUUUGUUUUCAUUGCAGAGGUGCCAUCGACUUAGACCCAGAAGGUCCCAUUAUAAUGCACGCCUCCAAGAUGACCCUGUGACUUUACUGUCAUGGGGCCAAACAAUUACUAUUGCAUUUUGCUUUUUUUUUUGCUGAAGCCCCUUUUCAGUGCUACCUUGUGCCUUUACAUUGGGAUGCCAAAAUCUACCUCAGUUAACUUCAUACUGCUUAAUGUUGCAUAUUUCCUCAGCAACUUACUGAUCACUGUCUUUACCCAACUGCUCACAAAUGCUAUUGUAUUCCAAUCGAACAUGACCUCCCAGGCUUACUGACAGUUUCUGAAAUACUUAAGUACAUUUCUAUAUACAUAGCUUAAAUCAUUAAUGAUAGCAGUAGUCCAUUUGAAGAGACAAAUGUGACAUUAAUUGUGUGUGAUAUUUAAGGCAAUUAACUAAACAUUUUGUUAUUUAAAUGGGGGCAUAUGUUCUUGUGAAGUAUGCUUUUUUUAAAAUGUGGAGAAUCUCAGUGUUGAGGUUUUAAGUGUUUAGGUAGUGAGCCAUUUGUUGUGAGGGUAUUCAUUCUCUAGCAUUUUACAACCACAGCUUUAGAAUCACGAUUGAAAAUUUCAUAAUAACUUUAUUUUUAUUAUUGGCCUUCAAUUUUCCCAGCAUUACUGAGCUGACUAUUGGUUCAGUUCAGUCUCUGUACAAUUGAAGGUCUGUAAAGAAAAUAAACAAAGGUAUAUUGAAAUUUACACUAGAUUGUAAAGCAACCACUUGAAGUACAGACACCUGUCCAGCCUGCAUACUUUAAGCAUGGAAUCAUAGAAAUUUACAACACUGGUUUGGAGCAUUAUGUACUUGCUGUCCUGCCCUAUGAUCUCUAAAUUAUAAUCAAAGUAUUAGCAGCACAAAAAAGCCAUUUGGACAAUUGUAUAUGCAUCUUCUGAGAAAAUAUUUGCAGCUGUGGCAUCAUCCUAUAAAUACUGUCAUGCCCAAUUUGUAUGCAUUUGAUUUUCAUAUCUUUUAAGUAACUGUACCUUGAUUAAGGCUAUUCUAAAUAUGACUAAAAUUUUCCUUUUUGUAUUUUUAAUUAGUUCUAUAUUAACUAUAGGAGAACACUACAAUGAACAUUCUAUUUUAAUAAAAGUUAACUAUUAAUAUGGCAACUUUGUAAAAUCUUUGCAGGGAUAAUAUUGCACUGGCACUACUUAAACAUCAUUGUGAAAAUAUUUACAGUGUAUUGAUGAGAGACUCUGUUUAAGAUAACUGUUACACUUAUUGUGGGAACAUGUCCAAAUUAGAUAUUUUCACUUAUGGACACAACAGCACAGACUUGUGGACAGACUAUAUUAAUGAUAUAUUUCAGUAGGUGAUUAGUUAUCAACAAGAAUGCUGACAGAUACUUGUAAUAAAUGUUGUUUGAUCCAUUUAUUAUUUGUUGGACUGUUUUCAUUUGGAAAUAUGGUGUUAACUGCAUUAUGCAUAACCAUGUUACAUGUUUUACUGUGUAAGGCAAAAGGGAAUGUAAUGUAAUCCAGAAUGGACUUUUAUUUUGCAAAUUUCAAACCAUAUUUUGUAUGUUUUUAUGUGUAGUUCCUAUUGAUUAUGGAAAUUUGCUUCAUUUUGUACUCCAUGAUGCUUGAAGAAUUUGAAAUGGGUGCCUUGCAUUAAUAAAAUAACUG
Pristis pectinata (smalltooth sawfish) is the source of this 10233-nucleotide messenger RNA. RefSeq names its product OTU deubiquitinase 4 (gene otud4). Gene Ontology annotation, molecular function: K63-linked deubiquitinase activity; cysteine-type deubiquitinase activity. Gene Ontology annotation, biological process: protein deubiquitination; negative regulation of toll-like receptor signaling pathway; regulation of protein K48-linked deubiquitination. NCBI's taxonomy places the organism in Eukaryota, Metazoa, Chordata, Chondrichthyes, Rhinopristiformes, Pristidae. The coding region runs from base 2118 to 5621 and encodes 1167 amino acids. The transcript has 18 exons. The record is from RefSeq and is a predicted model, not a curated record.